Molecule: messenger RNA, 1705 nt
Organism: Amyelois transitella
Lineage: Eukaryota; Metazoa; Arthropoda; Insecta; Lepidoptera; Pyralidae
Exons: 1
Coding region: 148-1062 (304 amino acids)
Source: RefSeq, a predicted model, not a curated record
ACUUUUGUUUGUCUUGUCGUUGUCAUGUCAUGUCAUGUGAAAAACAUUUUAUUUUCAUUAUUUUCCUAAGUUCUGUUCGGCUCUUUUCCAAUUACCAACUGUGUUAUUUUCCGGGAUUAUUUUAAGAAUAUAUAUGGAAUUAGAAAAAUGGUUUCCAAAUUUGACUCCAUACGAAGUGCAUCGUUUCACUCAUCUAUAGCAUCAUCGUUAAUAGAUAAGAAUGAUGAUUGGGUCAACAUCAAAAACAACAUAAAAGAAUGGCUGAAGUCACGAAUAUUUUUGGGUCGCUACACUGAGAGAAGACUUGUGAAUCCUAUUAUUGGAUACAGAGAUAUUGUAUUAAUUAGUCCCGCUGAAACAGAGUUAAAAAGGGACUUGAUAGAAGCAACCUAUCAACUUAAAGCACCGUGCACCACUCAAUGGAUAGGUAUAACGGAAUCUGAAGCCCUGGGAUAUAGGCCUAAUGGUAUAUGCUUAUGGACAGAAAUCGAGAAUCAACCCUUUGGAUUGUUUUGGUUUCAAAUUAAAUCUGUGAAAUUUCGAGAAAACGAAGUUAUUAUAUUACUAAAAUGCCUAAGACAUAUCACCGACUCAUUUUUGGAAGUUGAACCUACUUUGACAGGGGAGAAGGUGAAAGAAACAGCAAAUGCAAGUAUAGCUGAUACAACUUCCAUAAAAGAAACCUACUCUGAAAUUGUUGAAACACUUCAAACUUCUUUAUCUAUAAGAAAUGUGAAAGAAUUUGUAACAUUUCUCUUUGCAUUUGUUAUAGCUAUCUUUACUGGUAGUACUGCUUUUGUAAAUUUUCUGGGAAAUUUUGUUUUAGCACUUUUAAGGGAGCUUUCUGUACUAGUUAAAAAUUCAACACCAAUGUUUUUAGGAGUUUUGGAUUUUUUCAGUAAAAUUGUUGGUGGGUUUUAUAUUCUUUUGGCGAUGUUUUUUAAACCAAGCCCACAGGUUGCUUUCCAGAAUAGACCUAUUACCUAUGAUAGGCGCCAAAAGGCACAUACUAGCCGUUAUAAUGACAUACAAAGUGAGUAUGAUUCUAGAAACUUUGACUAAAAUAUUGAUCUCUUGGAGUUUAUCUUUGCCUAAUUGUAAUUUUGUGCUAAAUAGCUUAUCAUCAGCAAAUGUUUACUCAUUAACAAAAUGUAAAUAAAAUGAAACCAAAGUGUUAAAAUGUAAUGCUGAAGAAUUGGUUGAUUGCCCUUUGCAGAUAUAUUUUUAGUCUAAUGUUCACAUCAAUUUAAAAUUUGAGAGGGCUUUAGCUUUUGUGACCACUAUUUUAAUGUAUGUUUAAUAAAUAAGAAUCUUCAAAUUUUUUCUGAAGUAACAAGUCUUAGGAAAAUGUAAAUAAGGAAAGGCAUUUCUUUACACAAUUUUUUACGCUAAACAAAGUUAAUACUGUGGUAGGCAAAGACAAAUCUAUAUAUGUUUAGAAUUAGAGGAAUUUGUAUUUUUUUUUCCAAAAUGUUUUAUAUGAAUAACAUUCCUUUAUGCCUUUUUUUUACUGUUUAUGCUUCAAAUAUGAAUUAAAGAAUGGGAUGGUGAAGGAAAAAGUUUUACAAUUGUAUAGAUUUAUUUUACAUGAUUAUUUAUAUGUUUAAUUUAAAUACAUUUAUAACUGAGAGGACAUUGUCGUUUGUAUACCUAUAACAUGUUUGUGAUGUAAAUGUUUUGUCAAUAUAAUUUUGUUGAUGUUUUA